GACGACGCACUCUCCUCGCUCGCUGUGCUUUGCGUCAACUGCUACACAAAUUCUCUUCCCCCGAUUCUCUUUAUUUCCCUUCUUAAAAAAAAAAAAAAAAAAAACUCUUACUCGAAGAACUAGGGAUUGGGGAAGCGUUCCAUCGCCCCUGGGGCCGUUGAUGCCCUAAGGGACGUAUUAUUUCGGAUCGGGGAUUGGAAUUUGAGGAAGUGUUCUUGGAUUAAAGCGGGUUUCUCGAUUUAAAAUGUCAGUAGCUUUCACCCGCCUCUCUCAUUUCCUAUGGGGAAAAAAAGAUCAUGAGAAAACCACCAAUACCUCUCUUCCCGAUUUCCCAUCCGGAUACAGGGAGCCGGAUUCCGUCAAAUUCUCAUCAGUUAAUGGCCCGAGGGCGCAGUCGUCUUCUAGAAGGAUCAAGAAAAACUGGCAGAGGCAGGAGGAGCAGAUCGAUAGGGAAUUUGAUGUAGUUAUUGUACCCUCGGACGGUGGAUGCAUGUCGGGGUGGGAAUCGGAUGAUUCAGAUGGUUCUGAUUGGUCGGUCGGGUGGUUGGAGCCUCAUGCACACGAAUUCCAGUGCGAGACAGAAUCCGAUAGCAGCUUUGCUGUCUUGGUCCCUUGCUAUCGGCGCGGGAUCGGCAAGCCGGAGAAGAGUGUAAAAAUUCGUUCUUUGGGCGCGAGUAAUCUCUCUGAGGGCAAGAGUUUCAUAGAACAGUGGCUUUCUUCUCUUCAGAACUCCUAAUGCCGCGAAAUACUGCCCAUCUGGUCUAGUCCAUUCAUUCUUUUCCAUUACCAAUUAUACCAGGUCGCGGAAAGAUUACGACAAAAGCAAAGGGAGCAGCAGGGGUAAUUUUAGGAUCUUUAGAUGGAUAUGCAUCUCUCCCGGCAAGGCUUAAGCAAAGCUCCAAGAGGCUUGCUUUCUCAUCAUAGGUCGAGAUUCUUUUAGAGGAUUAUUAAAGUGGUGAUUGUUUUACAUAGUGCAUUUGCUUUUUGCCUCCAUUCGGGGAUUUACUCUGCUAUUGGUACUGUAAUAUGAUUGUAAAUACAUUCUUAGUAAAUAUCACCAUAGUUAUGGAGCUCAUAUUUUCGCAA
This is a messenger RNA of Ananas comosus (pineapple), 1086 nucleotides long. RefSeq lists its product as uncharacterized. The transcript has 3 exons. The record is from RefSeq and is a predicted model, not a curated record. Bases 245 to 736 code for a protein of 163 amino acids. NCBI's taxonomy places the organism in Eukaryota, Viridiplantae, Streptophyta, Magnoliopsida, Poales, Bromeliaceae.